Messenger RNA from Rotaria sp. Silwood2, 618 nucleotides. The record is from the annotation of a GenBank genome assembly. Lineage: Eukaryota; Metazoa; Rotifera; Eurotatoria; Philodinida; Philodinidae.
AUGAGAACUGUAAUUUCUACAAUAGCAACAACGACUACUGUCACGACAUCAACAAUAACGACAACAACAGCAACUACGGCUACAUCGUCAAGUUCAUCUUCAUCAACAACGACAAUAACUACGGCAACAGCGGCGACGACCACUACACCAUCGUGUACCUCGUCAGUUGGUCUUGGCAAUAUACUUAUGGUUGUUAUGACAAGUGGCUGGACCCAAUACUCGUAUAGUUACGUGGCAACGAAUUCGGAACCCUUCCUUUUAUUUACAACUACCAAUACUGCCGGACCAUUUAUGAUUUAUUUGGAUGAUGUAUCUGUUGUUGACAUAAGUGUACCCUCCGUCGAGUUACUAGAAAAUCCAAGCUUCGAAAACUCAACAACAGUACCAACCGGUUGGAUCACUUGGUGUACAUCUUCGUGUUCAAUUAGCGUUAAUCAGGUUACUGCUUCAGGUUGUCACACGGGCUCAGGUAACAACUGUUUCAUGAACCGUUGCCGGAAUUAUUAUGAUUACAUCGGUCAAUCCUUUUCGGCAAUUAUUGGGCAUACUUACAAUAUCUCAUUUUGGAUAAAUCAAGCUGCACCUGGUAGUGGUGCAUUUUAUGCCACCAUCAAUUAA